CCAGCGUCCACAGUUCACUGCGCGCGCGUCGUGCAGGACACCACACCAUGGCACCUGCCGCCCCUGCUGCCACGGGCGCGGCGAGCCCCGCCGUCACCAAGGGCGGCGGCAAGGUUGCAGCACGCUCCGUCAGGCUGGGGCUGCCCGCGCUGCCGCCGCUGCCCGGCCUCAGCCUCGCCGCGCAGGGCCAGACCCGGGCCGCGUCGUCCUUGUACAAGCGGCUGGCGAGGGACGUGGUGGCCAUGGCCGCGGGGGAGCCGGCGGCGCCUCAGGCUGCCAACGAGGAGCUGACCGAGUUCGUCGACGCGUUGAAAAAGGAGUGGGACAGGAUCGAGGACAAGUACGCGGUGACCACGCUCGCCGUCGCCGCCACGCUUGGCAUGUGGAGCGCCGGUGGAGUAGUGUCGGCAAUCGAUAGGCUCCCCGUGGUUCCUGGUCUGAUGCAGGCCGUUGGAAUUGGAUACAGCGGGUGGUUCGCGUACCGAAACCUGCUAUUCAAGCCUGACAGGGAUGCUUUCUUUGCGAAGGUCAGGGAGAUCUACGAGGAUAUUAUCAGCGCUUAACAGAUGGGAGCACCAAUGCAAAGCUCAUCCAAAUUAAUGAAGUUCACUUUAAGACAUCCUUCUAGUUUGCUGCUGUUCAGUUGUUUUUGCUGUGAUGUAUUUCAGUGUAGCUUCUAAUUUGGUCCUUACUCAGUGCACGUAUGGAUAAGUAAUUUGGACGUUAAAUUU
Messenger RNA from Zea mays, 731 nucleotides. RefSeq lists its product as uncharacterized. Gene Ontology annotation, cellular component: chloroplast thylakoid membrane; thylakoid. The record is from RefSeq and is marked provisional. NCBI's taxonomy places the organism in Eukaryota, Viridiplantae, Streptophyta, Magnoliopsida, Poales, Poaceae. The coding region runs from base 48 to 563 and encodes 171 amino acids. The transcript is spliced from 6 exons.